Molecule: messenger RNA, 1284 nt
Organism: Laccaria bicolor S238N-H82
Lineage: Eukaryota; Fungi; Basidiomycota; Agaricomycetes; Agaricales; Hydnangiaceae
Exons: 5
Coding region: 1-1284 (427 amino acids)
Molecular function (GO): GTP binding
Source: RefSeq, a predicted model, not a curated record
AUGAGCGCGCCUGCGAACACCGUCGAGCUUCUAGCCAAGGGUAUCGUCAACUUUACCAGGGGUAAGAAAAGCAUUACCAUUUUACUUGUUGGCGAGACUGGUACCGGGAGGACCAGCCUGCUGGCUCUCCUCAUAAACGUGCUUGCAGGCCGCUCACUCGCCGAGUAUGAUUUGCAGCCUUACGAUCUUAAGAACGAGAUGGGCGUAUCGGACACUCAGACACAAACCAUCCAUGCCAAACUUUACGAAUUCUACAGCCUGAAUGGAGUAAAGAUUGCCGUGCUUGAUACCCCUGGCUUCGCCGACACACGCGGGCUUCAGAGGGACAAGCAACAUAAGGACAGCAUUGUUACUGCCAUUCGGGAUCACAUUUCAGAGGUUACGGCAGUCAUUAUCGUCGCAAACGGUACAACGCCGCGCCUGGGCUGUACAAGUGACUACGCCAUAAGUACCCUCACCUCCAUCCUUCCUCGCAGCCUUGCUAAUAAUAUCUCUAUUUUCUUCACCCAUGUUUCGACUCCUCUUGCUUGGUCCUUCGACCCCGAUAUCCUUCCCGUCGAGCUCAGGCAUACCAAACGGUUUCUGCUCGAAAAUCCCAUCGCCAUGCGCAAGAAGUACUUGGCGGUCGCCCAGCAGGAGGAUCUUGAGCUUUUGGAAGAAUUGGAGAAGGCAGUCAACCAAAGCCAUCGAACCGCGUUGAAGGCGCUGGUCAAUAUGUUCAAUUGGCUGGAUACCGUGCAGCCUGAACCUACUGCAGAGAUCAUCUUGCUCUACGAUCAGUACAUGAAGAUCGAGAGCGACACCUCCACAAUUCUGGCUCGAAUGAGCCAAGUUUCAGAGAAGAGGAAUAAGCUUCAGAACUCAAUCUCAUCAUUAGAGGCUAUCAGAUUGACUGCGAAGGCGUACGAGAACAUUCUUGGCGUCCCGGAGGCCCAGAAGCGCUACGACGAAGCAAUCUGGCAGCUAAAUAUGACAGAAGUACAAAUUUCGGCUAUCCAGCGGGACAUCGACCAGAUCACUGCAGAGAUAGCAUGGUCAACCUCAAACAUUGGCACGCUCGCUGAGCGGUACUCUGAGCUUUCUCUUUCUGGGAGCUUCGCAGUUCAGCUCAAGAAGUCCGUCAAGCUUCUCGAGGUGCACCUUCAGAGUACCCUCGCCAAGGGCGGCGACGCCGAGACUAUCAAACAGAUCCAGGCAAGCUUGGAACAACUCAAGACAAAGCUGGCCUUACUUGAGCAGGCGGCAGUUGCGGCUAAGCAAAAGAUUUCCAACCACGCUGGAUGA